Drosophila willistoni is the source of this 6536-nucleotide messenger RNA. Its product is annotated as trichohyalin. The record is from RefSeq and is a predicted model, not a curated record. The coding region runs from base 9 to 5753 and encodes 1914 amino acids. NCBI's taxonomy places the organism in Eukaryota, Metazoa, Arthropoda, Insecta, Diptera, Drosophilidae. The transcript has a single exon.
GCCACGAAAUGGAUGACCGUCCCGUGCAACAUGAUAGGGCUGCUCCGAAACAUUCGACAGAAGAGCAACGUGAUCGGAAUUGCCGCCAUAAAAUUGCAUUGAUACGUAAGCUAAUCGAAACUGACGAUGGGAAAGACAACAAGCUGAAUCUAUGCACCCAGUGGUUGGGUGUCUUUACCCGAGUUGACAAGGAAGAAGCCCACGUUCGCAAUUAUUUGGUGGAUAUAAUGUAUUCACAGUUGAAAAAUACGAAUCGAUUGAGCUCACCCUUCACUGAGAUGGGGACUUGUAAUCGGGAAUUGCGUUCAUUGUUGCGUAUGCGACCGGCCAUGGCCAUGGUAGAUGGGAAUAGUCCCCCGUUGCUUCGGGUUCCGCAGCCCUCGUACACGAAUCUGAACGACAAAAAUAGGGAUCAACGUGGUCGAGUGAAGCACUUGGACACUAUAGAAGCCAAAAAUAUAAGGGAAACGAAGAAACCGUGCCAAGAUGACUUAUCGACACGCCGACACGGAGAUAAUCCUAGAUCUACGCAUGUAAAGAUGCAUUGGAAGCCCGUUGAUGAGCUCUCAAAGCCCAAUGCGCGAAAAUGUGGCGCGGGCAAGGUGGACCAGGGAAAAAGGGACUCUAAAGUUGCCAGAAACGAGUUGUCUAAGGAGCGAAUGAAAAAUCUUGACACGCCACGUGCCAACUUCCACAUGCAAGAGCAAGAGCGCAAGAAGCUACAAAUUCAAGAGCGUAGGCAACGAGAGGCUCUUGACCGACAACGGCGAGAACGUGAGCGGAGUCAGGAGCGUCGACAGCAGGCCGAGAGAAAUAAACAAGAGCAACAACGAAUCGAAACGGAAAGAAAAAGGCUGAAGAAGGAGACACUUGAACGCCAUCGCAAGGUGCAGGAUCGGCGCGAAUAUGAGCGUAAGGCGAUUGAAAGAAGGAAACUAGAGCAGCAGUUGUACGAAAAACGUAUCGGUGAACAGUGGGAAAAAGAGCAAGAAAUGUGGAAAGAAAAACCCAAUAAGGUACGUGAAAAUGAAGGAAGAGAUCAACAUCAACGGUCCAGAAAUCUCAGGCAGAAAAGUCCAAGUCCAAAGGACAAUGCAAAUCUGAUAUUGAUAAGCGAUGUCGACAAUUCAGAGGAGGCUGAGAUCAAGCGAAUUGAGCUAGAAUUGUGUGAGAUUCUCUUGAAGAAGGAUAUACAAAUCAAAAAAAGACUCGAAAUGGAGGAAGAGAAGAGAAAAGCAGAAAUCCGCCAGCAGGAAUUGCGGGCUGAGAAUGCGAGACGAAAAGAAGCAGCAUAUGAAGAGCUGAAGGAAAUGCAUAGAGAGAUGGCCAAACAAAUGCGUGGGAGCCUUCUGAAGGCUGAAGAGGAGGAAAUAAUAAGGCAGCGGGAAUACGAAGUGGAAACAAAAAUAAAGGAAUUGGAGUUGCUUAAAAUGGAAAUGGACGAAAGAGAGAAACGUGCAAGAAUACACCUGGGCGAAGGGCACAAAAAAUUAUACAAACAAGAGAUCGAAAGAAAAGAAGACGAAAUGAAGGUGCAUGAACGACAAAGAGAAAAGAACAGAGAGGAAUGGGAGAGGAAAGAAAGAAAAGAACAGGAACGCCAAAGAGAACAGGAAAAAAGAAUUCGCGAAAAACUAGAGAUCGAAAGAAAGGAAAAGGAAAUUAUAGAAUGGGAGCGACGAAGAGAAAAAGAACGAGAAAAACUUGCCAAAUAUAAAGAAUCCGAAAGGAAGGAACUGGAGCGACAGAAAAGGGAAAGAGAGGAAGAUGAGAAAAAAAUUCGCGAAAAACAAGAGAUUGAAAGAAAGGAAAAUGAGAGGAAAGAACAGGAGCGCCAAAGGGAAAAGGAAAGAGAUGAACGGGCAAGAAAAGAAAGAAAAGAACUGGAGCGUCAAAGAGAAGAGGAAAGAAAACUUCGCGAAAAACAAGAAAUCGAAAGAAAGGAAAAUGAAAGGAGAGAACAGGAGCGAAAAGAAAGGAAAGAACAGGAGCGAAAAGAAAGGAAAGAACAGGAGCGAAUAGAAAGGAAAGAACAGGAGCGUCAAAGAGAAGAGGAAAGAAAAAUUCGCGAAAAACAAGAAAUCGAAAGAAAGGAAAAUGAAAGGAAAGAACAGGAGCGAAAAGAAAGGAAAGAACAGGAGCGAAUAGAAAGGAAAGAACAGGAGCGAAAAGAAAGGAAAGAACAGGAGCGUCAAAGAGAAGAGGAAAGAAAAAUUCGCGAAAAACAAGAGAUCGAAAGAAAGGAAAAUGAAAGGAAAGAACAGGAGCGAAAAGAAAGGAAAGAACAGGAGCGUCAAAGAGAAGAGGAAAGAAAAAUUCGCGAAAAACAAGAAAUCGAAAGAAAGGAAAAUGAAAGGAAAGAACAGGAGCGAAAAGAAAGGAAAGAACAGGAGCGAAAAGAAAGGAAAGAACAGGAGCGUCAAAGAGAAGAGGAAAGAAAAAUUCGCGAAAAACAAGAAAUCGAAAGAAAGGAAAAUGAAAGGAAAGAACAGGAGCGAAAAGAAAGGAAAGAACAGGAGCGUCAAAGAGAAGAGGAAAGAAAACUUCGCGAAAAACAAGAAAUCGAACGAAAGGAAAAUGAAAGAAAAGAACAGGAGCGAAAAAAAAGGAAAGAACAGGAGCGUCAAAGAGAAGAGGAAAGAAAACUUCGCGAAAAACAAGAGAUUGAAAGAAAGGAAAACGAAAGAAAAGAACAGGAGCGGCAAAGAGAAAAGGAAAGAGAGGAACGGGCAAGAAAAGAAAGGAAAGAACAGGAGCGUCAAAGAGAAGAGGAAAGAAAAAUUCGCGAAAAACAAGAAUUCGAAAGAAAGGAAAAUGAAAGGAAAGAACUGGAGCGUCAAAGAGAAGAGGAAAGAAAAAUUCGCGAAAAACAAGAGAUCGAAAGAAAGGAAAAUGAAAGGAAAGAACUGGAGCGAAAAGAAAGAAAAGAACAGGAGCGUCAAAGAGAAGAGGAAAGAAAAAUUCGCGAAAAACAAGAGAUUAAAAGAAAGGAAUAUGAAUGGAAAGAACAGGAGCGACAAAGGGAAAAGGAAAGAGAUGAACGGGCAAGAAAAGAAAGAAAUAAACAGGAGCGCCUAAGAGAAGAGUUAAGAAAAAUUCGUGAAACACUAGAGAUUGAAAGCACGGAAAACGAAACCAGGGAAAAAGAGCGGCGUGUCAUGGAACGGCAAAGAGAAAAAGAAAAUGGCGAUAGAAAAGAAAUAGAACGUCUAGAGCGUCCAAAAGACGAGCAAAGGAGAACAGAAAGUGAAGAGAUCAAUCGCCAGAAACAAGAAAAUGAAAGGAAGAACCAGGAAGAAAAGAACAAACAAAAGAAACACGAAGAAUUCGAACGCCAAAAAGACAAAGAGAAACAAGCAUUUGAGCUUCAGCAAGAAGGUCACGAGAAAGGAACGCAAAGAGUAGAACAUGAGAUUGAACGCCAGAGAGCAAGGCGUGAGAAAAGCGAAAAAGAAAAUCAUAAACGCCAGUUGGAAGAGCAGGCGAGAAGGGCUAGAGAAAUUAUUUUACUGGCAAGACAAAUUUCAGAGGAAACACAACAACAAACUGACAUACAGUCGACCAGAGAACACGAAGCUAGGGAAGAACCAGAACACGAUGAAGUUAUAAUGGAAACUCAACAGAAUAAACAAUAUAAACGGAGGGAUAGACAAGAAAAUCCAUACCAGAUUGGUGAUCAAAAAGAGAAGUACGCAACAGACCCAAAGGUGGAGCUAGAACGACGAUGUCAUGGAGACUAUCGACAAAUAAUGCAGCGGCGAGAAGCUAUUCAAGUGCAGGAGGAGUGGAAAAAAGCCUGGAAUUGCGUUAAUGAAAUGGUGGCGGAGAAGGACAGAUUGGACUGCGAGAUACAAGAAGCGUUUAAGAAACUAGAAGUUCUGAAAACUGGAAUGGACGAAGGGGAUAAUAUAGAAGAGACUGGCACGACUCAGCGCAGUGCUUUAACAGAGUCCCUGCCUCCGCCCGAUGAGUUUUCGGCCAAUUGGCAAAGAGAAAAUGCAACUAAGCUGAAAUUACUUCAGGAUCUGAAAGUGACACUUGUAGAAAAGAGGAAAACCAAUUCAGAGAAGCAUGCCACCCAAAAAACGGAUGAAGAAGCUAAUAAGCAGGAAGCCUUGAACACAAAACCCGAACCUAAAUCCAAAUGGGACUUUAUGUGGUCGCCAAUGCUGCAGCAGUAUAUACAUUUGGAAGAUCAUAUGCCAACAUUGGGCGAGACUCCUAUGAUACCCAGCUCUGAGCUGAAUGAUGAUCAAUUCCUGCUUAAUCCCUAUAGUGAGUCAGAGAUUAAAAUUCGGCGGCAAUUGCAGCGACACUUGCAACACAGAAAGCUUCGACCUCGCCCCAGUUCUAGUCAAGAGUAUUUCCAACCUGUGCCACUUGCCGACAUGCCACAGGAUGAACGUUGGUCGCGUUUCACGGAAGACUAUCAGGAAUCAAGCGUUGACGAAUUCGAAACGCAGACAGAUGGCCCUCGUUCGAUAGCUGGCCAGAUCACACCGCCUAGUUCGGAAGGGUGUCAAUCAUCCCCGUUCUCCCGGAAAUCCUCUCUUCAGUCUUUUGAUUCCCUGCAGUCAUCGAGUGGAGCGGAUCCCAAAUACUUGCUAGCAGGCAGAUAUUGUCCCCAUCAAAAAUCCUAUGUUGUUGAGGAGGAACUAUCGGCUAGGCAAUUGAAUAAAAUUCCACCACGACCCCAUGGAAACACUGAAGAGCAAAUUAACUAUCACGACUGGGUACGUUCUCGUGUCUCGGAAUGGGAACAACAAUUGAAUUUGCAAAAAACCGACGAUGCCGAUAGCCCUCAAGAUGAGGAGCUGGAUAUAAAGCACAAGGGAUCACAGGAUAGACUGUCGUCUGUGUUAACUUAUUGCAUACAAACUGGACGACAAAAACGUAGAAUUUCGACAUGUCAUCAAAAUAUGCAUUCACAAUCGUCACAAAGUGACGAUGAUCGUUCGCAUCUGGCUCAAACGAAUCAGCUUACCGAUGCUGAAGAAAGUCAGGCGUUUGGUUGUCUAUUACAAGGAGAGCUCAGGGCAAGAUGUGAGACACCAGAGAUGGAAAUACGUCACUUAAUGGCUGAAAAUGUGCUAAUGGAGCGUAAAUUGCGUAAUGCGAAGUGGCGGCAAAAGGAUAGCCAAAUCAGAAAACACAUGGCACAUCAGGCCAUUAGUGUAAUACGGCUUUUUCAUAGACAGCGUCGGGCUACGCAAUAUUGUGAUGAACAGGAGGAGCCGGAGGAUUUCGAGAAUUUUAGUUACCAGAAUCAACGGGAACAUCUGGUUAAUUUGGUGCACCAGAAAGAAAUUCAAAAUUUACAUUUAUCUUUCAAUAUAUUCCGCAAACUCUCCACACCUCUUAUCGAUGGCAAUGAGGUCAAUGCUAGUUUUAAUCUUCAACUAGCGGAACUAGAUACCCAACUGGAGUCUCAUUUGAAGUCAGUGUUGGGAAAACCACUCAAACGGCAAAUGGAGCUAAAAGCUGCUAAUUAUCAACGACAACGAGAGCAGGAAGAGAAUGCCCGUCUAGUGGCCACUUGGCGGACAAAUGAACAAUUGCAACGUAAAAAGAAGCAUUUGCCCAAACAUUGCUUUCGCCUCGUGCAACGUCUUUUCAACGAUCACUGCGAUAUGAGCCAUGGUCCGGCCAGAGAGGCUCUGCAGAAUAUUAGUAAAUUAUAUAACAACUGGCAGCAACACGUCAAUCGAGUGAAUCCCAAAGAAACGCCAAAAGCUACACGAAGAAAACACUAACUAUCCCACCAAAGGAAGAAACAGAGGCAGGGAGGGGUAGGAAUUUUAAUUAUACUCACUUAUAUCGUCAUCGUCAUCGUCGUCGGCCUGCAUCAGUGUUUGCUUUCUGGUUACGCGUCAGCACUGCUGCAAAAGUUUUCUUUUUUUUUUUAUUUUGUGACCUCAUACACGGGAUGGCUGAAAUCACUUUGGAUUGGGUCGGGUGGCACGGGCCAGGUCGCUUAUUCACUUCUUGCCUCUGUGUCAAUGUUGAUUUUUGCUACUUGCCAUCGCGACGAUGCUUGUCGUAUCUUCGACAACUAAAGUCAAACUCAAUUUAACAACAAAAAACAAAAAAAAAAAAAAAAAACAGGAGAAGCAGGGAAAAAAGCGAAAAAACCAGAGACCCCGACGUAAAUGUAAAUUGAAACUUGUUUGCGAGCCGUGAGUAAACUUUGCUUGCCAGACUACUGCGAUGCCACUUCACAUGUGCGCACAUACACACACAUACACAUACACAUAGUGCACCUGCAGUUUCAUCUCCAUUGGCGUCUCCUGUCCAUAGUCAAUCCCCUCAUGUACUUGAAGGAGUGAAAGUCUACUCCGACUGGAAAGUUGCCGUCUGUGCGUUAAAAAGCAAUUUCUUGACUUGCAUUGGCCCUUCACCUAUUCCCCCUCCCCCCGCAGAAUGUCUUCGUGUGUUUUACCUCCGUCAGCAAAUUUGGUUCGUUUUUAAUUCCUUUUAUUAUUGUAUUUUUACAAUCAUUUUUUUUUUCGUCUGCAUAAUAAAUGAUGUCAAAUUAA